AUGGCAUCUUCCAUACUUCACAACAGCUCGCUCGCACCAAGUAGUGCCAAUACCUUCCACAUCGUACGUCGGUUCGUGACUGCUGUCUCAACUUAUUCUCAUGCCGAAACCACGCCAUCUCUGCGCCCCUAUCUAGUGCGGCGAACCCCCUCGAAGCAACUUCCCAUUUACCAUGUCACCAAGAACGGGGGGAACAAAAAGCUCACAAAGAUUGGCAAAGUCGAGGGCGAUACGGCCGCUCUGACAACAGAACUACGAACUGUAUUGGCCUUGGACGAAAAAGAAUGCAGGAUAAAUCCCCUAACCGGCCACGUUCUUGUAAAGGGUCACCGAAAAUCAGAAAUCAUAAAGUUCUUGGAGGAGCGUAGGUUUUGA
Blumeria graminis f. sp. triticale is the source of this 375-nucleotide messenger RNA. Lineage: Eukaryota; Fungi; Ascomycota; Leotiomycetes; Helotiales; Erysiphaceae. The record is from the annotation of a GenBank genome assembly.